Radiomyces spectabilis is the source of this 2201-nucleotide messenger RNA. RefSeq lists its product as uncharacterized. The transcript is spliced from 3 exons. The coding region runs from base 85 to 2172 and encodes 695 amino acids. The record is from RefSeq and is a predicted model, not a curated record. NCBI's taxonomy places the organism in Eukaryota, Fungi, Mucoromycota, Mucoromycetes, Mucorales, Radiomycetaceae.
UUUUUUUUUUUUUUCUCGAGAGUCGACCAGCUGUGCGGAAAAAAAAAAUAGGUGUACCCGAGUCAUAACUUGUCCCUGGCAAAUAUGUACCAUCAACUUUACAGCUAUGGGCCGCCAACACAGCCACCACAAGCGCAAACGCAAACGCAAAGUCAGCACCACCAAGAUAAACCUUUCCAUGCAUCGCACACUCAAUACACUCAGCACCCUUAUCAUUCGGCCAUGGAUCAUGCCAAUCCGUUAUCGUCACUCAAUUUCAUGUCUCAACAAAACAAUUUGCAUUUAUCUGUAAAACCGGAACAUCCAGCUUCGUUCCACCCUUACAACCUGGAAGACUAUCAGUCAACGUUACAUUAUAAUUUACCUAUACGACAGUGCCAUCAACCUCAGGAACAGGCAACCCAGCCGCAUCAACAACACCAACAACAGGCAACCCAGCCAACGCAGCAACAGGAACACCAUCAACCACCACCGCAUCAGCCGCAACAUCAUACAUUUACUCAAAUUCAGACGCAGCGACAACCACAAGAUCAAAAAGAACAUCAACAUCAUCAGCAUCAGGAACAAGAAACAUCGUUACCGCAACUACAACAACAACAACAGCAUCAUGGAUUAUCGCAUCGAUCGGAACAGCAGUCGCUAAGCGAUCAUUUUACAAACUUUCAUUCUGAUAUCGUCGCCAGUUUCAAUCAUCCUUCACACACUGUUUAUAACCCGGUCGAUAUUAGCAGCAUUGUGCACAGCCCGGUCGUUUCACUUCCUGAUUUACCGGCCACUUUACCACCGAUCAAUUCUACUAUUUUUAAUGGCCCCAGUUCGGUCGGUGUACCCCUGCCCACUCAGCCACCUUCUUCAUCAUCGAACAAACGCUGGAAGUUACCGUCACGCAGUCGUGAACGAGCACCCUGGACACCCGAAGAAGACAAUCUUUUACGCUUAGCCGUUCAGUUGUAUGGCGACAAGACCGAAAAAUGGGCAAAGAUUGCGGCAUGUGUUCCCGGUCGUACCAACAAGAAUUGUCGCAAACGAUGGUUCCAUUCGUUGGAUCCUUCGUUGAAAAAAGGCGCAUGGACAGAUGAGGAAGAUCAGUUGUUACGUGAAGGCGUAGUGAAGUAUCCCAAUCAGUGGAGCAAGAUUGCCGAUAUGUUGGAAGGUCGCACCGAUGAUCAGUGCGCUAAACGGUGGCGUGAAUCGCUCGAUCCCAGCAUUGACCGAUCCGAUUGGACUCCCGAAGACGAUAAGCGACUGAUGGAAAAAUACGAAGAAUUCGGUUCUCAGUGGCAAAAGAUUGCCCAGUUUUUCGACGGUCGACCCGGUUUGCACUGUCGCAACCGAUGGCGGAAAUUGCAACGCAUGAUCCAACUAAAACGGGACAAGGAGAAUGCGGCCGUAGCUGCCGCGGUAUCAUUCGUGCAUGCACUGGCAGAAGACAGUGUCAAUCGCUUUCAGUUGACCUCCCACCCCGCUUCCGGUGUUUCAUCUUCUCCGGCUAUUUCACAGCAACACCAGGAACAUCCGCCGCAGCAGCCGUCAUCCACAGUAUCGUCGACUCCGCCGCAAAUAGCUGAUGCCUCUCCAUUAUCAUCCACCAGUUCUUCGAGUUCGCCGCAUAAUGCCCAACUGAGUUCUUUAUUAACACAGUCGGAUCCUUCGGUACUUGCGCAAUUUCGAAACAGUGGCACGCCACCCAGUCUGAAACGUUCAUCGACCGACCUUGCGAAUGAACCCCAUCAGGAUUUAAUGCCGUACGGCUGUGAUGUUCCUGGAUGUGGCGCCAAUUUCCCUACGUCAAGUGGUCUCUUUUAUCACAUGAAAUCAGACCAUCCGAAUCUCUCCGGAGUUGAAAAACCUUACCGAUGCGGUAUGCCGAAUUGUGCCAAACGGUAUAAAAAUAUCAACGGAUUGCAGUAUCAUUUGCGAGAUGCAAAAGGGACCUCGGGUCAUGCUGUGGGUUCAGGAGAUGAUGCAUUACUGGGUUCCGACUCGCUACUGAACAAUGAUCGACGCUAUCGCUGCGAAAUUCCGGGUUGUCGAAAAGCUUAUCGGACAAUGAACGGAUUACGAUACCAUCAGUCACAUGGCCAUAACAUGACCAUGCCAUUGGAAGAAAUUCCUCAGUUUCCCUUGAGACGUGAAAAGUGGAUGUUGGAAGAAAUCAAAUCGGAAUUCUAGGGCCCCUCUUUUUUUUUCUUUUCAUUCGU